AUGACUAACACUGAAAGCAAUAAAGAAGACGGUGUUACUUGUCCAAUUUGUUUUGGUGAGUACACAUCAUCUGGUGAACACAGGAUAGCAAGUAUGAAAUGUGGUCAUUUAUUUGGAUAUUCUUGCAUUUUAGAGUGGUUUGGAAAGCGCAAAAUGGUUUUAUGUCCUGUCUGCUCUUCUAAAUGUUUAAAAUCACAAAUAAGACUUAUUUUUUCUUCUAGAGUUGUAGCUCUAAAUACAGAAACAGAACAUAAACUUGUAGAACAAUAUUUAAAUAAAUUUAAUGCUAAAAAUAAACUUAUAGAAGAAGUUAGUCGUCUUAAAACAGAAAUAGAUAUUUUAAAACUGAAUAAUAAAACAGAAUGUAACUGUAAAAGCUUAAAAAGAGAACUUUCUCUAAAGAUGGAUUUUUUUACUAAAAUUAAGGUUGAUGAAAUAUCUAAUACAAGUACUAUUCUUUACGAUGAACUUAACGGUUAUAUUUUAUUAUCAAUAAUUAGAGAUAAUGUGCCAUGUCUACUAAAAUAUUUUGAUUCUGGAAUAAUAUUAAAGAAAACAUUUAAUGAUUCUAGUCAUAUAUCUCAUAUGAAAUAUAUUGAUGGUAAUGUUAUACUGAGUAUAGGUAAAGUUGUAUAUAUUCUAAAUACUUAUAAUUCUAAUAUUAUUUUUGAAGAUAAAAUAGAAAAUAGGAUUGCGUCACUGGGUACAAAUGUAAAAAAUAGAAAUAAAUUAUUAAUAGGAGAUGAUCGAGGAAAUGUAAUAUUUUACACUUUGGGGUUUUCUAAAAGGGUUAUCAAAAUAUGUGAUGUACCUAUACAUUCAAUUUUUGAAACAGGAGGGUGUGUUUAUAUUGGUACAGUUUUCAAUGUUUAUAAAUUAACACUUAAUGUGGAGUGGGAUGACUUUGUACAAAGCGAAGAACCACCAGAAAUUGAUGUAUUAAAUUUUAAAAUAGAACAAAUGACAUGUGUAAAUAUUUUUGGUGAAGGUAAUAAUAUAAUAAUUGUAUUUAGAAAUAAACAUAACAAGAUUUUACAUUAUUUGAUUAAUGAAGAAAAUGAAAAAGUAAUAAAUUUGGGUUUAAAACAAUUUGUUAAAUACAAAGAAAUAUUUUUUAAGGGAUGUAUAUACAUUGUAGAUGAAACUAAUAAUAAAAUAAUAGUGUUAGGAGAUAAUUAUGAAAAACAAACAGAAUAUUCAGUAAAUGAAAAAAUAAUAAGUUUUGAUGUAAAAUCAGACAUAUUGCUUAUUCUUACCAGACAAUUUAUAUAUGUUUAUAAGUAA
This is a messenger RNA of Vairimorpha ceranae, 1284 nucleotides long. RefSeq names its product e3 ubiquitin-protein ligase rfwd3. Gene Ontology annotation, molecular function: protein binding; ubiquitin protein ligase activity. The record is from RefSeq and is a predicted model, not a curated record. Gene Ontology annotation, biological process: protein ubiquitination; interstrand cross-link repair. Gene Ontology annotation, cellular component: nucleus. NCBI's taxonomy places the organism in Eukaryota, Fungi, Microsporidia, Nosematidae. Bases 1 to 1284 code for a protein of 427 amino acids. The transcript has a single exon.